GUUUUCAAUGCAGAUGAAAUUUCUCAAAGAUUGAUCUGCAAAACAUAACCCUGGUAAUGUAGAAAUAUCACGGUAUUAUAUUGGUUUUACUUUCCCUUUCAAUUCAUGAAAUCAAAUCAAAAAGUGUUGGUCACAGUUAAUAAUAAAUUCCUUAUUCCCCUCUUCCAAUAAAAAAAAUCAGAAGCAGCCAUAGACAACAAUAAAAUCAAACCCAUUUCGCAGAGUACGAAUUUCAUAUUCAAUUUGGGGUCAAGUGUCUGGUGCCCGUUCCUCAAACUAAAAUCCGCAAACAAAAAUGAAGUCAUAUCAGUACAAUAUGUGGUUCAAAGGAGUACAGUAUAACCUUGAAAUAACAAUAUGGGUCAAACCUUUACAUUAUCAAACCUUGUGCAAAACAUUUAUCCAAGCUCGGGGAGAAUGACUACAAGCACCACACGGGUUGGAACUCUGAGCUGCAAAUUUUGUGCUCAUGAACAUCAUCAGCUGCAACUGCAUUCGCGGAUAAUCAGCGGUAUCGAGUGGGUCCACAGGUUGCGGAUAGUGGGAGGCUUCAUACUCGGAGUAGCUGCAACUGUAAACGGCGACAAUCAGCGGUAUCGAGUGGAUAGUCUGCGUGAAAGUUCGGCCGACCCCGGCCUAAGUGCAUGUGAUACUCGAUACGACAAGUGGGAUUUGGAUACAACUCUGAAAUUGGACAAUUCUUUCAGCUGGGCAAGUGAGCCAACCUUCUUUAUUCAACCAUGGGUGGUCUCAUUUGAACAACAACCCCAAACCAUAUGGUGUAAACCGCCAUCUUGUCAUCAAGCUGAUCGACGUUUUGCCAACAUACACAAAGAAAUUUUUGUGCGUGUAUGUAUACGUGGGCGAACAUGAGCAGAGAAUAUGCGAGAAAAAAGAUAACAACUACGAGAAAGCAAGCAAAAAUCUGUCAUCUUAAUACCGUCAAACCUGGCCGGCUGUUAACGCGUGAGACCACCUUUUUAAAUCCGCCUUGGGAGUACAUGUGCCGUCUGAGAGAUGA
Messenger RNA from Stomoxys calcitrans (stable fly), 1021 nucleotides. RefSeq lists its product as uncharacterized. NCBI's taxonomy places the organism in Eukaryota, Metazoa, Arthropoda, Insecta, Diptera, Muscidae. The transcript is spliced from 2 exons. The record is from RefSeq and is a predicted model, not a curated record. Bases 358 to 873 code for a protein of 171 amino acids.